GCAACCGGCGAACGUAGGUCAGUCAGUUUGAAAUCGUAGACACGCGCAAAUUCAACUCGCAAAUCGAGAAAUUCCAGUGCGAUUUUCCCUAAUAAAUAAACGAAAAAGAUGUCGCGAUUCGUGCCAAUUCUGUUCAGGGACAUGAUGCGUCCCCUACGACAAAUGGAGAACGAAAUGCGUAUGUUGGAACAAGAAUUCUUCCGUCCGACGUCGUUUAUGAACCGGCCGAAAUAUUUCCUAAAAUAUCCAGAAGCGGAACAGGCGUCCGUUGCCCAACUCAAGGACAAAUUUCAAGUGAAACUGGACGUGGACGGUUUUAAACCGGAAGAGUUAAAAGUGAAAACGAUCACCGAUCAGAACGCGAUAGAAAUCGAAGGGAAACACGAGGAAAGGGAGGACGACCACGGGCUGAUUUCCAGGCAUUUUGUGAGGCGAUUUGUGCUGCCUAAAGGACACGACUUGAAAAAUGUCGUGUCCAGUUUAACGGAUGAUGGGGUGUUGACCGUCACUGCACCCAAAAAGCCCCAGGAAAUCGCUCAGGAGAAGACCAUUCCGGUGGAGCACAUCACUGAUGGAAAGGAGGGUCAGGAGAAGAAGUAAAUUUGUUCCUAUCUGGUUCUUCUUUAAGCUACCUCCUGUAUGAUCUUUUGUAAUUAUUUGAUUUAUUCUUUAGACUGAUUAGAAUGUAGAAUAAAAUAUGUGCUUUUUUUUAAUUCUUACUUGUGUAAGUUUUUUUAAAAGUUGUUUAAUGUUGAGAAAUAUUAAAUAAAAAAAUGCUUCUUAUUUA
Molecule: messenger RNA, 787 nt
Organism: Anthonomus grandis grandis
Lineage: Eukaryota; Metazoa; Arthropoda; Insecta; Coleoptera; Curculionidae
Product: alpha-crystallin B chain-like
Exons: 1
Coding region: 109-600 (163 amino acids)
Biological process (GO): protein refolding; response to heat
Molecular function (GO): protein folding chaperone
Source: RefSeq, a predicted model, not a curated record